Messenger RNA from Phascolarctos cinereus (koala), 4178 nucleotides. RefSeq names its product osteoclastogenesis associated transmembrane protein 1 (gene OSTM1). Lineage: Eukaryota; Metazoa; Chordata; Mammalia; Diprotodontia; Phascolarctidae. The record is from RefSeq and is a predicted model, not a curated record. Gene Ontology annotation, cellular component: cytosol.
CCCGUGACUCUCCCAGGGAGCCCGGGACUGAGGGGACCGGAAGUGGAGCAGCCGUCAGUGGUCUCUAACCGUGGGGAGCUCGGACGGACUUGAGGGGGCCGCCGUAGCCACUCCCUCGCGUGCUCGGGCUUUCCCGCGAUGGGCUCGAGAGGAGCCCUGCUGUGGAGGCAGCUGCUGCUCGCGCUCCUGCCGGGACUCUGCCUGGGCCAGGGCCACUUGUUCCCCGCCGGCAGCGGCCUGGGCUCAGUUUCGCCAGCGCUGGACCUCCGCCGCCGCCCGGUCCUGCUGUCCGAGCAGCAGGUGCUGGAGGCGCGCGACUUGUCCCUGUCGCUGCUGCAGGGCCAGGGGCUGGGCCCGCCGUCGCUGUCGCUGCCCCCUGAUCUGCCCGAGCUGGAGCCCGAGUGCCGGGAGCUGCUGCUGGACUUCGCCAACAGCAGCGCGGAGCUGACGGGAUGCCUGGUGCGCAGCGCCCGGCCCGUGCGCCUCUGCCAGAGCUGCUUCCCGCUCUUCCAGCAGGUCACCGGCAAGAUGGACAACAUCAGCCGAGCCGUCGGGAAUAUGUCAGAGAGCCAUAAUUGUGCCAAAAAUCUCUUGAUGUUGGACAGGAUGCAAAUUGUAGUGAUUCUUUCUGAAUUUUUUAAUACCACGUGGAAAGAAGCAAAUUGUGCAAAUUGUUUAGCAAAUAAUAGUGAAGAACUAUCAAACAGCACAAUUAAGUUCCUUGAUCUAUUCAAUCAGACUUUGACAUGCUUUGAGCAUAAUCUUCAGGGAGAUUUGACCAAUUUUCUCCAGCAAAGAAAUUACACAGAAGUGUGCAAAAACUGCCAGGAAAUAUACAAAACCCUGAGUAUGUUUUAUAGUGAGCUGCAAAAAAAGAAUGAACAUGAGAAUAAGGCUGAACCUGGAACACAUCUAUGCAUUGAUGUGGAAGAUGCAAUGAAUAUUACUCGAAAACUUUGGAGUCGAACUUUCAACUGUUCAGUUCCCUGCAGUGAUACAGUUCCUGUAAUUGCUGUUUCAGUGUUCAUUCUCUUUUUACCAGUAGUUUUCUAUCUUAGUAGCUUUCUUCACUCAGAGCAAAAGAAAAGAAAACUCAUUUUGCCUAAGCGUCUUAAAUCCAGUACCAGCUUCGUAAGCAUUCAAGAAAAUUCAAACUAAAGCCAAAAAAAGGUGAACUGAAAUUAUAUACCAUGAAUAAAUGGUUGAGGAAGCAACCUACGCAGAAAGAAGAUAAGUCCAUCUACGUUAAUCAACAGUUCUGUUACUGACUGCUAAAUGAGUUAAGGUAAAAAUCUUAAUAUAUGUCAGAUUCUUAACUGUGGGGCUAUGUGGGGAUUUUAAGCUCAUUAUAAAAUGAGACUAAUCUCUUCCCAUAGGUUUUUUGUACUUAUUUUGGGGCCCCUUUGUUGGGUUAAGAUUUUUGUAUAUGCCAUGUGUAGCAAUGGUUAUCUAUGUUACAAUGCUUUUGUAUAGUAACAAAUAAAUGUAAGUGUAGUUUUUGUUUAAAGGCAUGUUGAUCCUAUUUAACCUUUUAUAGGGUAAAUAUCUCAAAUAGGAAAACAAGCAAUUUUGAAAUUUAGAUAUUUGGCUUAUAAUUAGCAAGUACUUUAUUUGUUGAUCUUAAUGAUUUACAUCCAAGAUAUAGAAAAGGAAAUAUACUCCCUUUUAAACAACAUUAAACACAUCACUGAGAGGAGUGAGUGUGCUGGCCAUUCUACAUUUGCUAUAAAUGGAAUUCAGCAAAAACGAUAAUUAAUCUCCACUGUAGUACUGUUCAAUAUUUACUAAUCUCUUGGUCAUCUGCAUGCAGUAUUUAACUAAAAUUUCUAAUUUUACUAAAGUAAUUUUUGAAACUACUUUAAACUUUUCCAAUAAUUUAUAAAAGAAGGCACUUUAGUAUGUAAAUCUAGGAAAAGAUUUAUAGUGAUUGCCUUGUUCUUACAUACCUUUUAGGAACAGUAUUUAACAGUAUGUUUUUGUCUUUAUUUUAAAACAAAUUGGUAUUAUUCAACUACUAUAACCUAAGUUUUAAUAAUUUAGGGCACAAAGAUGUUCUUUGCAAACAAAGGAGCUGCAUUUUUAAUCAAAUUUUACUGCUUGGUACCUUAUUGCUUUAUUACAGCAUUAAAUCAAAUGAAACCAUAAUUAUACCAUUCUAAAAAUGUAGCUUUACAUCGAAUUUUUGUGUUAGGGUACUGGAUAGAUGUGGGGGAAUUUUUUUGGGGGGGAAGUGUGGAGGGAAUAUGACAAGGAAAAUCCAAGCCACUUUAGGUAAUAGAAGCAUAAGUGACUCGGAAUAUUUAAUUUAUUCUAAUAUUAUUAAACUACUAAUGUUUGAUGGCACAAGCCUAAAUGGCUCAAAUAAGUAGUGUAUUAAUAUAAUUCUUUAAUUUUCAUAAUUCUGUGAAAUGUAUGUAGUUGAAAUGAAGAUAGAAGUUUCACCAAGCUUUCUUUUAAAAGUCAAUCCUAUUUUCUGAUAUUUAGUUUAACUUAAAAAAUAGCUUAGUGUCAGCAUUUGGCACCUAUUCUCAGGUUUUUAGAGUUAGGGUUCUUUAUUAAUGCUUUUUUCAUUUUGCUGUUGUUUGACUUAAGAAAAUAUGAAAAUAAUUGUUCUUUGUAGGAAUUCAUUUUUGGUAAAACAGUAAGAGACUUCAUUUCCAUGUCUAAGUUAUAUGUAUGGUAUAUGAGAGAAGGCUGAUUCUUGGCUGUUUAACAGAAAACAAGUUUUUGUUCUUUCCUGGGCUCCAUUCCUAAACUUUCUGGAUUUGUUCAGCUGCCACCUUCUAUGCUGUUGCUAAUAGCAUUAUCUUGAUUUGAAGAAUCAUAUGAUUGAGUGCUGUUGAAAGCAAUCUUUUAUUAAUGCUAACAAAACCAGUUUACAUGUCCAAAGUUAGAGAAUGACAGCUUUGAUACUCUAAGUAGUGGCUUCACGGCUAAGUAGUCAUGAAAGUCAUUACUUUUGGAUAUGGUAAAUAAGCACUUUAAAAAUGAAAGGGCAGCCUUCAUUUUUCUUCUGACUGACUCACGUGACUUUAGAAAUGGCAGUCAAAACAAACUUCUGAAAUGAUCCUGUUUAAAUAUUGCAUAAUCAUUGCAUAGUUCUACAUUCUGGAAGCAUAACAUACAUAUAUGUUCCUAAAGUAUGUUAAGUUGCAUUAACAUGGUAGGUUUUAAAAUAAAUUACCUAAAGGAAAUUUCAAUACUGCUUUUGAUUUUUUUUAAAUACCACUGUUUCCAGGUUGUAAUUUCACAUUGCACUUUAUUGAGUUUUCAGAGCCUUCUUUUGAGUAUUAGGCAUUUGUAUUUCAACUGAAAAUAAAAGAUAUUUACAUUUUUGGGUAACAUUUUAAUUUAAAAUAAAAAUUAUAUGUAAAAUUGUGAAGUAUUAUGCAAUAUCACUGUAGUUGAAUCUGAUUAUUUUUACCCUCUGUUUAGUAACUGUUAUUUCUAAUAGGACCAAUAUUUUUGUAAUAGCAUAUAGGCAGUUUGCAUUCUCUACCAUACUUCCUUCUUAAAGCUACAUGAAAGCAUGUUGGAUUUGUAAACAGAGGUCCUGGGUUCAAAUCCAGUUCUGCCAGAUACCAAGUAUUACCUGUGUGACCUUAGACAAAUCACUUAAUUUCUCUGGGGCUUCAGUUUUCUUAUCUAUAAACAAUGAGAGAGUUUGGUUAGAUCACCCCAGAGGACCCUUCUAAUUCUAUGAUCCUUUAAUCUACUUUCCUUGGGGAGUAAUAUUAAAAUUGGUAGUUCUGUUCCAGGCCAGGGAUCAUACAUGAUGAAUAAUAUGUCCGAAAAUACAAAGAUACAAUAUGUCAGAAAAUACAAAGGUAUGAUAACAAGUUUCUAUAAUAACAAAAUAAAACUAUACUCCAAGUCAUAGAAUUUAAGAAUUGGAAUGAACUUUAGAGAUCAACUGAUUCAGCACCCUCAUUUUACAGAUGAAAAAAUUAGGCACAGAGGGAUAGAGAGACUUGCCUUAGGGCACACAGUCCAUUGCUCAUUAUAACACACUGCCAGUCAUAGGUAUGUUUUUAAAAACUGAUAUAUAUUGAUUAGUCAAGGAACCUCGAUAUUGCUAUGAAUAUAUGUACACCAUAUUAGAAAAGACAAUCAUACUGUAUCGUAAAUGUGAUUUAUCUAAAAUUAGUAUGCUAGCUUUAAUAAAUAUGUCUAAUUAA